Nerophis ophidion (straightnose pipefish) is the source of this 4510-nucleotide messenger RNA. RefSeq names its product EBF transcription factor 1a (gene ebf1a). The record is from RefSeq and is a predicted model, not a curated record. Gene Ontology annotation, molecular function: DNA-binding transcription factor activity, RNA polymerase II-specific; RNA polymerase II cis-regulatory region sequence-specific DNA binding. Bases 523 to 2322 code for a protein of 599 amino acids. Gene Ontology annotation, biological process: regulation of transcription by RNA polymerase II. The transcript has 17 exons. Lineage: Eukaryota; Metazoa; Chordata; Actinopteri; Syngnathiformes; Syngnathidae.
GAGGAGAGAGAUGGAGGGGCGUCCAGUCCGCGGACAAGCUGAUCGUCCGUCUUAUUAAGCGUGCUCGAGGGGCGUUGCCGCUCGCAAUUUUUUUAGGCCACGCCCCCUCCUCUUUGGCAUCCCCACAGAAGGUCUAAAGUGAUUCCUCUGGGAAGGAAAGAGUGCAAACCACGCAGGCUGGAGCCGGAGCGUAAUUGCGGUUGUUUGCGUCGUCUGAACGGGGGGAAAGACGUGAUGUCACCCGGUUGCCUCUUCUUCUUCUUCUUCGCUUGGACUGUUUGUUGCAAAAAUUGACAUUUUUUUUUAUAUCAGCUGCGGUUUUGCUCCCUCCGCCCUCCGCGUGCCUUCCACACAAGACAAGGUGCGUUUUGACAGCUCGUCUCUCCUUUCCCACAUGUGGCAUCUUUUGUUCACUUUGAGAAGCGGGAGCGCGACAAAAGUGAAAUAGUGCGCGCCAGGAGGAGUUGGAGCGAAAGAGAGAAAGCGCGCGCUCGCCAGAGAGAGAGAGAGAGGUGCGUUUUGAUGUUCGGCAUCCACGACAGCAUCCACAGGAGUGGGAGUAGUAUGAAAGAAGAGCCCAUGGUGGCCGGCAUGAACGCAGUUCGGACAUGGAUGCAAGGCGCCGGAGUGCUGGACGCCAACACGGCCGCGCAGAGCGGAGUGGGUCUGGCCCGGGCACACUUCGAGAAGCAACCGCCUUCCAACCUGCGAAAGUCCAACUUCUUCCACUUCGUGCUGGCUCUAUACGACCGCCAGGGUCAGCCGGUGGAGAUAGAAAGAACCACCUUCAUUGACUUCGUGGAGAAAGAUAAGGAAACGACGGGGGAAAAGACCAACAAUGGGAUCCAUUAUAGACUUCAGCUCCUCUACAGCAACGGAAUAAGGACAGAACAAGACUUGUAUGUUCGGCUUAUCGACUCCAUGACCAAACAGGCCAUCGUCUAUGAAGGCCAGGAUAAAAAUCCCGAGAUGUGCCGAGUUCUUCUCACCCACGAAAUCAUGUGCAGUCGGUGCUGUGACAAGAAGAGUUGCGGCAACAGGAACGAGACCCCGUCAGACCCGGUCAUCAUCGACAGGUUCUUCCUUAAGUUCUUCUUGAAGUGCAACCAGAACUGCCUGAAGAAUGCAGGGAACCCUCGAGACAUGAGGCGUUUUCAGGUGGUUGUGUCGACUACGGUGAGCGUGGAGGGUCAUGUCCUGGCCGUGUCUGACAACAUGUUUGUGCACAACAACUCCAAACACGGGCGUCGAGCUCGAAGAUUGGACCCCUCGGAAGGCACACCGUCCUACCUGGAACACGCAACCCCCAGCAUCAAAGCCAUUAGCCCCAGCGAAGGUUGGACCACAGGGGGCGCUACAGUUAUCAUCAUCGGGGACAACUUCUUUGACGGACUGCAGGUCAUUUUCGGCACCAUGUUGGUUUGGAGCGAGCUGAUCACCCCACAUGCCAUCCGAGUACAGACACCACCCAGACACAUCCCCGGGGUGGUGGAGGUCACGCUGUCCUACAAAUCCAAACAGUUCUGCAAAGGCACACCUGGACGCUUCAUCUACACAGCGCUGAACGAGCCGACCAUAGACUACGGCUUCCAGAGGCUACAAAAGGUCAUCCCCAGACACCCCGGAGACCAGGAGAGAUUACCCAAGGAGGUAAUCUUGAAGAGAGCAGCGGACCUGGUUGAAGCCUUGUACGGGAUGCCUCACAAUAACCAGGAGAUGAUCCUCAAACGAGCAGCAGACAUCGCGGAAGCGCUCUAUACGACUGUGCCGCGAGGGCACAACCAGCUCGCCGGGCUGGGUAGUGGAUCCGUCCACGCGGGUAUGAUGGCCGUCAACUCCUUCACCGGGUCAGAAGUGGCUCAAACAGCCAAUCAGGGUUUCAGUAGGAGUACAAGCAGUGUGUCUCCUCACGGUUAUGUCCCCAGCUCCACUCCCCAGCAGAGUAGCUACAGCUCUGUCUCCACUAGCAUGAAUGGCUACGCUAACUCUGGCAUGGCAACCUUGGGCACCUCGCCCAACUUCCUCAAUGGAUCUGCAGGCAACUCACCGUAUGCUAUUGUCCCGUCCAGCCCAACCAUGGCAUCGUCAACCAGCCUGCCCUCCAACUGCAGCAGCUCCUCCGGCAUCUUCUCCUUCUCCCCGGCUAACAUGGUGUCGGCCGCCGUCAAGCAGAAGAGCGCCUUUGCCCCCGUCGUGCGACCCCAGAACUCGCCGCCUCCCACGUGCACCAGCGCCACCGCUAACAGCCUGCAAGAUCAGUCUUUUGUGGACUCCAGCAAGUACUCAUCAGCCAGCUCUCUGCAGGGCCUGGCCUUCUCCUGAACGAUUCCGGGGAUGAUCGUUCCUCCCAUGUAGAGGGUCUGGAAAAGGGGAAGAACACGUCACAGUCGUAGCUGGCGGAGCUGAAGGGGAAGGAGAAACGCUUCAAAACUCAGGCCUUUCCACUGGGAUCUUAUCUUUUUUUUGCCACGUGAUUUAUUUCCCUUUUUUUUUUUGGUUGAAUUGUUGUAGCUUCUCUGACACCCGUUUUGGGAUACAUAGUUUGCCCCCUCAUAGCGUGACCCCAGUGACCUCACGAGAAGAGCAUAUAUGUAUUUUUAUGUUGAACUAUGGAGGCCCCAAUCUGUCUUAUAGCAUUGGAAGCAGCACAAUAUAUAUAUUGUAUCCCAUCAUGCAUCUCUUCCUCCCUCAAUGCUGUCCUGCAAAAACUGUGAGCUUGUCAUUCAAAAACCAUGAGAAGAUUGGCCAAAUUGCUGUUAGUAAAAAAAAACAAAAAAACUUGAAAAGCCUGAAGAUGAUGUGUGCGUCCAGCCAGCACCGUACUGAUGGAGUCGAGCAGAAUUACAAUACAAGCGUGACAUAUGUGAUAUAUUUUUGUAUAUAUAUAAAAAAAAAAAGGUGAUUUUCUUUUGGGGGGGCUUUUUUUUUUUGGUUUGUUUUUGCAAUAGCUCUAGUUUGAAAACAUGAAAUGUCUUAAGGCAGCUUCUCAGUACAGAAGUACAGUCGGUGUUUUGCUAGAACAAACAAGGAUUUGGAUACAAAACGGGGAUUUUUGUGUAAAAAUAUCCUAUAAAUAAUGUAUUUAUCCCUUGGUAUUUGUACAUGGCCUUUGUUGACUUGUGUUGUGAACAUACAUCAGCGUGUGUUUCUCCCGUCUCACUGUUGUCGCUCACUAUUUAAACCUGUUUUUGUUUUGUACGUGACUCACCAAACCACGCCAUUGUCUAUUUUUGUAUAAGUUAAUAAAACGUGUCUGUCUUUUUGUUUUUUGUUUUGUUUUCUUAUGAAAAUGUUUAUGGUAUGACAAAACGUAGCAUCUUAUUCAGAGUAUUUGGUUGAAGUAGUUUUUUUUGUUUUUGUUUUUUUAAAGAAUAUAUACACAUUAAUAUAUACUGUAAAUCUAUAUCUUUUUUGUUUGGUUUUUCAGAUUGAUACUGUUAAUAUGCAUGGGUUCUUCUCGUGUGUGUGUGCGUGUGUGCAUCAGGAGAGCUACAUGUUGUUGUUUUUCUUUCUCCAUGUUAUUUAUGCCUGCGUCCAUACUGUAUCUUGACCCACUCUUGUUUUCUGUCACUGUAAUCUUUACCAGCAGUCUAGAUGCCUUAACAAUGCAAUCCCAUUCAUCAUUCAAUCACAUGUACAGUUUUUUCUAGUCCCGCCACAAUUGUCUUUUUUGCCACAGAGGAAUUCAUGGGAACUUGAACAGGGGGAGGGGGGGGACAAAGCACAAACUGGAAGCCACACUAGAAAACAAAGAGCCAUAAUUCAAAAACAAUCCAACGUAUGUACAAAAGUGCCACAGCAAUGGCUUUUUAUUUCCAUCACGUGUUUCACCUUAGUGAGCUUUUUAAUUGCAGUUGGACGUAAAGUAGCACAGGGAAGCGCUGACAUAGCACAAUUUGAAUCCCUCACAGACACUAGUAGCCAAUCUUCACCUCAUGUGUCCACCGGCUUCACUACAAUAUAAACAGGAGCUAAUUUCUCUAGUUCUUAGUUGUGUUUUUUUUUUUUUUUUUUCCGUUUAUUUUCUGUCUGUGUGUGUGCGUGCGUGUGUGUGUGUCUUUGUGUGUGUGUGUUUGUGUCUUCAAGCUGUAGCUGGGACAGACAGACAUAUAAUUGGGGUUUUUCCUCUCCUGGUUUUGUUAAGCAUUUAAACACAGAGGCGCUUGUGUGUUUUCAGGCACUUUGUUUCUUAGGUCAUAUCACUUUCAAAGCUCUUUUGUCGUCUCCACUAAAAAAAUAAAAUAACAAAAAACUUCUUCUGGAUAUUGAUAAGGUUUUGUACAACACAAAUGACAGAUGCAAACCAAAUAGCUGGUGAAUAUUUUUUUCCUCUGAUUUUGUUUUAUUUUUUUUAUUUUUAUUUUUUUUUUGUUGGUCUUUGACUGCAAAUACACUAAAAAGCUCUAAGAGAAGAAAAAAAUCUACUGUAUAGAUUGUAUUGUUUUUGAUGAGUUGUAAAAUAACUUUUGGACUCUCACAAUGUUGAAUUAAAGUUACCUCUUGUCUGUGA